Molecule: messenger RNA, 4567 nt
Organism: Girardinichthys multiradiatus
Lineage: Eukaryota; Metazoa; Chordata; Actinopteri; Cyprinodontiformes; Goodeidae
Gene: slc32a1
Product: solute carrier family 32 member 1
Exons: 2
Coding region: 664-2244 (526 amino acids)
Biological process (GO): amino acid transmembrane transport
Cellular component (GO): vacuolar membrane
Molecular function (GO): amino acid transmembrane transporter activity
Source: RefSeq, a predicted model, not a curated record
GGGUAAGGUAUUAUAGAUUCUUGGUUGGGGAAGGGGUGGUAGGGGUACAGCAAGCACCUCCCCUAGAAAUGCAGCAAAUCUCUCCCGUUUUCUCCUGGCGGGGCACUGGGAGGGCUGGAGACGUGCUUUGCAUUGGCAGGCGGAUGAGGACACGUGCCUCGUCCCUUCCUUUCCCUCCCCGGGCUCCACGGUACCGCAUUGGCAUCAGUAGAGACACCUGAACUCCUGGGGAAAGCUGCCUUCCACCUUAUAGCUACCCCCUAAAAGAAAGAACUCACAGCACAGACCCCGCAGAAACCUGUGGCUCGCCUUUUUUGGUUGCGCGUAAAGCUUUUGCGCACAGCGCCUCGGAGACUGAAAAGGUGCGCUUACUCAAGCGUCAGAGCGCAGCGCCAGGAUGCAGAAACACAGCGGCGACGUCUGAAGGUGACAUGAACCUGGGGAUAAUCAAGAGCAUCAGCCGCACACUUAACAAGAAGUGGAGAUAGCAACUGAAAACCGUCGUGUCUUUAAGCCAAGCUUGCGCUUUUCCCCUGUGGCUUUAUCUCAUGCUGAGAAUAAGGAGCUGCAGAACACAGUAGCCUCAUUUUUUUACUGUCUGGGAAAAAAAAGAACAACCUCUAAUUAAUCAGCGGACAGUUUAAAGUCGACAGAGGAGGAAAAAUGGCGACGUUAAUAAGAGGCAAGAUAUCUAAUAAACUGUCAAACGCAGCCACGGCCGUGUCCAAUAAAUCCACGGCAAAGGUGAGCGGGAUGUUUGCAAGAAUGGGCUUCCAGGCCGCCACGGACGAGGAGGCUCUGGGCUUUGUCGCCUGCGACGACCUGGAUUACGACCACCGUCAGGGCAUGCAGAUGGACAUUCUGUCCUCCGACGAGAUCGGAGGAGAGGGUGGCGGAGACGGCGACGGGCUGGAGGGGGACAGCCACUACCAGAGAGACGGCACCGGUCCACCGCACUCAGCCUCCAAGGACGGGGGCUCGCCCAACGAGUUGUCCGAAGUCAAACCAAAAAUCACCGCCUGGGAAGCGGGCUGGAACGUCACGAACGCAAUCCAGGGUAUGUUUGUUCUGGGCUUGCCCUACGCCAUCCUGCACGGAGGAUACCUCGGACUCUUUCUCAUUAUUUUUGCCGCUGUGGUGUGCUGCUACACUGGGAAAAUCCUCAUCGCCUGCCUGUACGAGGAGGACGAAGACGGGCAACUCGUGCGUGUGAGGGACUCCUAUGUGGACAUUGCCAACGCCUGCUGUGCGCCCAGGUUCCCAACGCUGGGCGGUCACAUUGUGAAUGUAGCUCAGAUCAUAGAGCUGGUGAUGACUUGCAUCUUGUACGUGGUGGUCAGCGGGAAUCUCAUGUACAACAGCUUCCCCAACAUGCCAAUCUCCCAGAAGUCGUGGGCCAUCAUCGCCACCGUUGCUCUGCUCCCCUGCGCUUUCCUCAAGAGCCUGAAAGCCGUCUCCAAGUUCAGCUUGUUGUGCACGAUGGCGCAUUUUGUCAUCAACGUCCUGGUGAUAGCCUAUUGCCUUUCCAGGGCGAGGGACUGGGCCUGGGACAAGGUCAAGUUUUACAUCGAUGUCAAGAAGUUCCCCAUCUCCAUUGGGAUUAUUGUGUUCAGCUACACCUCGCAGAUCUUCCUGCCAUCCCUGGAGGGGAACAUGCAGAAACCCAGUGAGUUCCACUGCAUGAUGAAAUGGACUCACAUUGCUGCCUGCAUCCUCAAGGGCCUGUUCGCCCUGGUGGCCUACCUGACCUGGGCUGACGAAACCAAGGAGGUGAUCACAGACAACCUGCCGCCAACUAUCCGAGCUGUGGUCAACCUCUUCCUGGUGGCCAAAGCUUUGCUGUCCUACCCGCUGCCGUUUUUCGCUGCCGUGGAGGUGUUGGAGAAAAGUUUCUUCCACGAUGGGGGCCACGCCUUCUUUCCGGAUUGCUAUGGAGGCGAUGGGCGCCUAAAGUCCUGGGGACUGACUCUCCGAUGUAUACUUGUAGUGUUCACCUUGCUUAUGGCGAUCUAUGUGCCACACUUUGCCCUGCUCAUGGGCCUCACCGGCAGCCUGACAGGCGCCGGGCUCUGCUUUCUGCUCCCCAGCAUCUUCCACCUCAAGCUCUUAUGGAGAAAGCUGCAGUGGCACCAGGUGUUCUUUGAUGUCUCCAUCUUUGUAAUAGGAGGUAUAUGCAGCAUAUCCGGUUUCAUCCACUCCAUAGAGGGGCUCAUAGAGGCCUUCAAAUAUAACAUAGAAGAAUAGAGGCGAGCAAUUGUAGGAAGCACAGAUGCACCUCAAUAAAUUAGAAUAUCAUCAUAAAGUACAUUUAUUUUACUAAUUUGGUUCAAAAUGAGGAAACUCAAAUAUAUUGAUUGCAUACAGUGAAAUAUUUUUAAAGGUUUAUUACUAGUAAUUUUGAUGAUUGUUGCCUACAGCUAAUAAAUGCCCAAAAUACAGUUUCUUUGAGAAUUAAAAUAUUACAGAAGACAGUAAAAAAGAUUUUUAACAUAGAAAUGUAAUUCAAUCACCAAACCAUAGCAUACAAAGUCAUGGGGAAGACUGCUGACUUGAAGGCUGUUGAGCAGACAGUCAGUGACACCUUCAACAAAGGAGAAUAAGCCCGAAAAGGUAAUUGCUAAAGAAGCCGGCUGUUCAUAGGGUGCUGUUUAAAGGCACACUCAUGGAAAGUUGAGUGGAAGGAAAACCUAUGGAAGAAAAAAAAUGAAUUAGAGAAGAUACAAAGUUGCUUAAGCACUUCAGAUCCAGUCUAGACAACUCAGAACUGUACUAGCUGAGAUAAGAAUAAAAACAACUGGACUUAGUGGUUCAAAGUUCUCUUUCCAGAAACACAUACAUUUCAUUGAGAAAUCAGUUCAGGUCCAAGAGUCUGGAGGAAAAGCUUUGAAUCCAAGUUGCUUAAGGUCCAGUGUGAAAUUUUCCAAUACAGUGGUGAUUUGAGGAGUCACGUCAUCUACUGGUUUUGACCCACUGUGUUUUAGCUAGUAACAACAGCUGAACCAGAACCCCUUUGAGACUGUUUCUCUAAUAAAACAAUUUUUUUCAACUGAUCCUAUCUAAUUUUCUCAGAAACUGAAUGUGGGUUUUCAUUACCUGCAAGCCUAAAUGAUCAAACGCAACGGCAAUAAACGCUUAAAAAAUAUUAUAUAUAAAUUACACUGUGGAAUUGAAUUGGUGACAUAAACGAACUUUUCGGUUAUGUUUUGGUUUAUAGAGAUGCACCUGUAGGCGUUAACUGCAAAUCCCCAUUUAAUGAAAACAUUAAAAACACACACAAACACUAAGCGGCGAGUGCUCCUUUUCCCUCUGCUUGAUUCAUGCGUAAAAACCGCACACAAAGCACACACACACACACUCACAUUUGCGCACUAACUCUCAUCUUUUUAAAAAUACUCCAGUAAAUCUAAUAGCAACGAAAGAGUCUAAUGCGUCCGCACAGACAAACAUAUGUAUACAUAAGCGGACAGAAGUAAAAUCGACACAUUUUCCAGUGGAGUGAACGUUUACAACAAUAACCUUAAGCAAAGUUGCAAAAUGAGAGCAGCCUGCCUUUUUUUCGUCGCUCUUGUGGUGCUUCGCCACAUGAGACCUCACUUCGUGUAACUAUCGAGUUUGGGGCGCUUGGAGAAAGACAGGAUAGUGAUACAAAUUUAUUUUAAAUUGCAACAUGACUGUAAGGGCUAAAUGUGGUGUUAAAGCCUGAAAAUGCCCGAGGCAGAAUAAUAAAAAAAUGCAAUAAUCAGUAGUUUUAAGCUGCAUCAAAACCGAACAAAAGAGUUGAAAAAAUGUUUAUCUGGAUAUUUCUGAUUAUAAAAACUGGCAGUGGAAAAACAUCAAACAGAAGGCAGCAGCUGUACAAACUAUGCAUUGAAUGUAUGAUACAGGCUACAGAAAAUGGGCGUAUAUUAAGGCGAAAAAAAAGAAAAGUGAUGUUUCAGGUUCUUUUGCGUGGACGUGUUGAUGCUUUGGCAGGCCUUUUCCCCUCCACAAGACUCCUCGUUUAUGUUUUUGAGCUUAUCAAUACGCAAUAACAAAAUCCCACCUGAAACUCGUCCUAUCCAGUAACACCCCCCUCCACACACACCCGCCCAAAACCUCCACAUCACGGCCCCGUUUUCUCCCAACAUGGGAACUCCGAAAUGAAACUGCACACUGAAUUAGUAACGCAUCAUUUAGAUCCUUACGUGGCCUGUUUAUGACAAUUAAUUUGACACGCACCAGUCUUGAAAAAUUUCGAUGUCUAAAAUAAUAAAAAUAAAAAAACUGAAAGUCAUAAUUAAUAACAAGUGAGAUUAUCAAAGAGGAAAAUGUGCAUACAGACAUUUUUCAUGUGCAAUCCAAUGGGUCCUGUGGAAAUGUUCUAAAAACCGUAUGUGUAGUGUGUUAUUGUGGUUUCAAAAAGAUGGAAUGUAUAUCUCAAAAGUGGUUAUCAUAUAUCGUGAAAUUAAUAUUAAAGAAUAAAGAAAUAAGUGAAAUUAUAUUGUAAAAAAUGUGUGUGGUUUUAUGUAAAAGAAAAACGGUCAGAACAUGUAUUUUUUUUUUCUCUAUAAUAAAAUACAGAAAAUGA